GAUUUCAGCAAAUAAAUAAACAAACACAAUUCCUAGAAAACCAAACUUAAACAACUUCCUUUAUUGGUUUCGUUGCAUAUUUAUAAUUUUGUGGCGACAGUCUACAGGUGGUUAAAGACAGUCUUACGUGCAAAGAGAUGGGCUCCGGUGAUUUAGUUGGCGUGGUAUGUGCUUUGUGCUGUUUUGUUUUCCCGCCGUUUGUCUUCCAGUCCAUUGGACUUUUUACACCAAAGUGGGUAUCCAACUCAACCUGUGACAGCAUUGGUCUUAUAUAUUCUUGCUGUUCUGGGGACAAAAAUGACACCUGUGAAAACACAAACGGAGGAGACGAAUUGGAUGCGAGAGUUCUCGGGCUCGAAGCAACAGCGUUUGCUGUAAUGUUCCUAGCGAUAUUCGGAACAUGUUAUGAAACCUGCUGUAACAAAGAUGAAGAGGACACCGGAUGGUGCGGUGUAAUUGGAGGGUGCUGUCUUCUGCUCUUUCCAGUAGCAGGAUUGUUCAGCUUUAUUGGUUGUAUGAUCAUUGCUGGGAGUUACUCCACGUCUGAGCUCGGCUGGUCGUUCUACCUCUGUCUAACGGCAGGCUGUCUCAUCCUUAUUAUGACAAUAUGUCUUUGCUACUGCUUCUGCAAGGCACUGAAGAACGAGGAUGACGACGACGACGUACCAACAAAUCAAGGCACUUCCGGGGGUAUGGUCCCGUAUGAGGGAGGUGGAGGAGUGGCCCCUUAUGGUGGGGGUCCGCACGUUGCCGUGACACAAGUUGAACAAAGGGCUGUAGUUCAUGACCCGGAAAGUGGAGGUCUUCUGGUCAUAAUGCGGAAAUUCAGUAUCGCACACAUCGUUCAUAAUUUUAGAGAAAAUUAAAUACGGCUUCAGUUUUCAUUAUGACUUAACAAAGAUAUGAUAAUUCAGAAAUUAACAUUGGACAUUUAAUUUUUUCACUUUGUACAUUGCGUAGACAUCUUUUUUUUUCUCUUUUUUUUUUUGCACUUAUAACAGUUCUUAUAUGCGUUUAUAUACAUGUAGAAUAUAUAUUGCAGUAAGACUUAGCGAGUGUUCUAAUACUAACAUAGUAGGAUAGAAUUUCUUUAUUCAGAGAUUUUACUAGUACAUGUACAGGAUAUGGUAAAAUUUAUUUUAGUUGUUUUAAUUCAACGACUUUACUGGUAUAUAUAUCAUGUACAUAGUAAUGAAGAAUUUAGUUUAAUACAACAAAUUUACUGGAUAAAUAGUAUGGAAUACCUUCAUUUGGUCUAAGGAAUUAUCUAAAUGCAAGGGUCCGGAAGCAUAUCUGUGUAUAUGUCGCACUCGAAUAAGUAUUAUCAAUGGCGGCAAAUGAAUUAGUUGGGUUUUAAUGCAGGCCAUUUUAAAUGCCAAACCACGACUUUCCUGUUACCCCUGCAAGCACUUUUUGAGCACUUGGUGGUAUUUUGGGAUAUAUAUAUGUAUGUAUGCUUGCUGUGUGUAUGUGACGUUAAUUUUUAUAUAUGCAUAUAAUAUGAUUAAACUAAAACAACCCUCUUUAUACAAGCCAUGGCAAUGUUAGAACCAAGCUUACAAAAAACAAAUCGAGGAAGGCGUCAUAAAGAAUCGCGUUAAAGUUAUACUAACUGACUGUAUUCAAUACAAUAAAGGGAAUUCGUUUAUUUAGCAAUAUGAAACGUAUAUACAUAUGCACAUGCUUCGUCAGUCUUUGCUUGUAUUCGUAAUAUUUCAUGUACAUGUACACUUGUAUUUGUUUUAAUUUUUGUUCAUUUCGUUCUUUGGUUGUUUGCAUUACAAUUUAUUUGGUAACAGUUCAAUAUCAACAUAUUGUAUGAUACAAAACGAGUGUAGGGUAGCAUCUAGUUGUAUUCAGUAAGGGGAUAUUACCAAGAUAAUGGAUAUCACAAAUAUGCGCUCCCAAUCUUAAAAAAUUACAUAUCGAAUUCAAAAGUAUAAAUAUAUACACAAUAGGAGAAGAGUCCAGAAUUACGAUAGUACAUUAUUUAUUAGUGUAACAACAUCUGCAGAAUCACUUAGUAUUUAGUAGUAAAACCGCACUGUGGAAUUUCUUGAAAAGUCAAAUUUGGAUAGAUUAUUUUGGUCCGUGUGAUAUUCGCCAUUUACGUUCAAAUUAAGUUGAAUAUUCGACAAACGCCUAUUAGUCUCUAAGAAUGCAAAAACAACAUUUUUAUGACAGUAAUAUAUCAACAGAAUAAGACAUUCAUUACUUUACUUACUUAAAUCUCGCCCAUGUACAAUGCACAUAACAUAAAGUAUCAACAGAUUUAACACACAAUACAGUUAAAACAUGCAAACAACAAUUCUUAUAAGAAUUACAAGAGACUAUUAAAGUACAUUCAAACACUUACAUGUCAGUUUUGAAGCUGAGUUACACGAAACAAAAAAAGCAAAUAGCAGUCAUUACAUUUACUUGCCAUAUCACUAACACAUAACUCAAGCCAAGUUCAUUCAAUUUUCGCCAUGGCGUCGAGGCUGCAAUGUCAUGUCAAAAAUACAUGUAUUCCAAAGCACGGUAUUCUAUUCUUCUGGUGUCUUUUAGUCAAUAUUGUUUCAGAAUUCGUAUUCAAAUGCAUUCCAUGCUGAUUGUUCUGAGUAAUAACUGAAACAUUUGGACUGUACGGAAUCCGAUAUAGUCACUGACCGUUGUGGGACAGUUGAAUAGCUUUCUCAUACUAAAUAGCGAGUGUUUUGAGGCAAGAAACUACUAAUUCAUGAUUUGUCCUGAAUCUUGGUUACGACGACUUGGAAGUAUUACGAACGAAAGAAGACUAAAACAGUAUUUGCAAGGCUGUUUUCAGUACAGUAUAGGCAUUUAAACUGCAUUGGGGAUCAACUAAAAGCAAACUUUUUCGUCACGUCAUAAAAGGACCAUACAAAUGUCUUUCAAAAAGGAUUUAUUUAGAAUAAUAAAAUUUACUCCUUUCUUUACAAGAAAAUAUAUUUGUUGUUUAUUUCAUGCGAAAAUGAAGAAGUAAGUACAUAGGAAACAAAAAUCUAUACAACUCAUAACUGUAACCGUAAGUCUUUAUUCAAUAUGAAGGCAUAAGCUGUUAUGUAAAUGCCCAAAUGAGUACGUUUCAGUUUAUUUUCUCAAAUUUCAAUACCUACGAUACAAUAUAUCACUACACAAUACAACACAAUAUAUAUAUCCGCGACACUAUUACUUGGCUUGCGUAAAAAGUCAUUAUGUAUAUUGAGGUUAUUUCUAUACAAUUGUCGAAACAUGUUUUGUUUAACUUCUUCCAACAUAGUGGUGGAACACGGCAUUAUUUAAAGCACAGACAGAACUACCCGCGCAAAUCAUUUGCCCCGAAAGGUGACAUGAUAAUGUACAAAACAUCACUUCAUACUGUUUGGUCUACCUUUAUACAUGUUAUAUCAUUCUAAAAUACUCCUAGGUAUUAGAAACAUUAAACAUUUCAAAGAUGUCUUUGGUAUGUUUUGAAUUUAUCAUGGAAAACGAUUUUGGAAGGGUAUAUUCCAUUGUAAAUUUCAGCCGUUUUCGACAACAAAAUAUUUCAAAAUUCCAGUUUUGCUUUUAUUUGUUAUAAACUUUAAGAUACUAACAAUAUUAGUAAGCAUAAAAGCAAUACUUCCUGUAAAACAAAUUUGUGAAAUUUAGAAAAAAAAUAAGUUUUACCAUUAAAAUUUCGUUGGCCAGAAUUUUAAACAUGAAAAAAUUAUAAUUUUGCAUUAUUACAGAUAUCUUAAAGUUUAACAGAUAUAAUACCACAACCCCGGGUGACCUUUAUAAUGAUGUAUAACAUGUAGCUCUCUAUAUAUUUAUUUUAUUAUAGUCUCAUCAAUGUACAAUAUACAUGGAAUAAAACAUAUUCUCAUAUUAAAACAUGUUAUACUUCAAAUUUACAUAUAACAAAAGUGCAUUGCCUACAAGAGACUUUUGAUAACUACUUAUAGACAUCUAAAUACUGUAUGAAUAACAGUCACAAUUGUUAUUAUGCAUACCCUUAAAACUAGAUUGUUAUUGCUUAUCAAAGAUUUAAAUACAGCAUUAAAAUGCUUGUAAUAAGAUAUGGGCGCGAACGCGCACUAUCGAAAAAAUGGUGCAAAAAUCAGAUAUCCAUUAUGAUCAGAUCAUAAAGAAACUGAUAAGUAAUAGCAUUCUAGGGUUAUCGUAAAAAUUUCAUAUAUCAAAGAGAGAAAAAGAUGAAGUCACAUUAUGCAAACAGUUUAAAAGAUAUCCGUUAUAUUUUGUCAAACAGAGAAAAGAUAAUCGUACAUUAUCUACAUAGUUCAAAGGGACUGGCCUCCAGAUUGUUCGACAACAACAAAAAAUAUAGUUUUUUCUUAAUAUCUGGAAAAUGCUAAAUUUCUUAAGAAGGCUUUAAAACUUAAUUACUGACACACUAUAUGUCACUGAAACACAUGAGCAUUUGCUGUUUUUACUACUUUUUACGAUGAAAAUAGAAAAGCGUGUGUAACGCUUUUACUCCAGGUAAACUGUCUCGAUUAUAAAUAUUUAUAUUUUGAAUUCAUAAUUCACUACUUCCGCUUUAGCGCUAUUGGUUACGACGACGAGAAAAUGUCUUUUUUGCCGCGGCGGUCCGGGGUUCAUAAUAUGACCAAACUUCAAUUUGAAAGAAAGAUUAUUCUUAUCCAAAUCUGGAGGUCAGUGCCUUUAAAAUAUCUUUCUUUUAAAAUAUCAACACAGGCACUAGCACUAUAUCUAAUCAAUAAUGGACUGGAAAAUAUUUUCCUUCAUCUGAUCUUGUUUGACAUAAUACCAAAAUUUUAAUUUAUAAAACAGGCAUAUAUGUGGAACUUAUGAUAAAAGAAAGAUUACAAAGUAGCCUUUUAUGAGUUUAACAUAAACAUGACACAAUUUAUCUAUUGCUUGAUCUAUCAAAUGAGUGAUGGGUUUUUACAUGACUUUCUUUUUUUUAUUUUGCUAGCCCCAGAUAUUCUACAUGUCUCCAGGCGGUCUUUUUUAAAUUUUGAUUAUAAUUAGAUACUACAUUACACAAUGUUAAACAUGGAUAUUAGAAAUUACCAAUAUAAUACAAUGUAAUUCAUAUAUUUAUGUGACAAUAGUUACUCUUGUAAAUAGAUGUAUUCGAAAAUGCAAUAAAUUAGUAAUAGAUACUA
Mercenaria mercenaria is the source of this 5114-nucleotide messenger RNA. RefSeq lists its product as uncharacterized. The coding region runs from base 138 to 866 and encodes 242 amino acids. The transcript has 5 exons. NCBI's taxonomy places the organism in Eukaryota, Metazoa, Mollusca, Bivalvia, Venerida, Veneridae. The record is from RefSeq and is a predicted model, not a curated record.